AUGAAACUUGUAUUUAAUGGAAUAACUAGUGUUAAUGAAAUUGAUAAUGUAGGUGGCUUGGAUGAAAAGGCAGGAUACAAAGCACAGAAAUUGCAUGAAUUGAAACGAACCAAAAGAGAUAAAGAACGAAAAAAAGAAAAGUAA
Dentiscutata heterogama is the source of this 144-nucleotide messenger RNA. The record is from the annotation of a GenBank genome assembly. NCBI's taxonomy places the organism in Eukaryota, Fungi, Glomeromycota, Glomeromycetes, Diversisporales, Gigasporaceae.